AUGUUGCAGCAAGGUCAAAGCAUGAUGUUCGCCAGCGACGAACGGUCAAAGACGUACAACGACCACAGCAAUAGCGAGAGGUACGCAAGGCACAAUAACGCAAAUCCUAAGAAGAGCCUCAAGCUUUCGUUGCCUACCCCACCUUCGCCCAACGAGAUCCUUGACCAGAGUAUCGGGAACGAUGCGGACGACAUCGACAGCGGUGAGGCAGAGGGAUGGUUUUGGUACCUGGGCAAACGCGUGCGUGUGCGCAAACCGGGGAAGGAGUAUUUCGUGGAGAAGGAUGUGGACGACCUAGGUGUGUGGACUAAUCUUUACAUUUAUUGCUUUUGGUUUGGGGUCGCUGGUUUUGAGAUUAUGUCCGCGGUGGGCGAAUCUAUGCGGUCAUGGUUUAUUGUUCUUUUGGGUGGCCAUGUUGAGUUCCAAAUUGGAACGAGCGGGAGAAAGUCCCUCUAUUCUUCUCAAUUGGAUGCUCAUUCCGCUGUUAUUGUUUCGAAUUCAAUGGUCGUAGUCCCCGUAUAUUUACGAGGAUCAUGA
This is a messenger RNA of Coprinopsis cinerea okayama7#130, 537 nucleotides long. RefSeq lists its product as hypothetical. The transcript has a single exon. The record is from RefSeq and is a predicted model, not a curated record. The coding region runs from base 1 to 537 and encodes 178 amino acids. NCBI's taxonomy places the organism in Eukaryota, Fungi, Basidiomycota, Agaricomycetes, Agaricales, Psathyrellaceae.